AUGUGUCUCGCCCAACAGAGUAGUGCGAGCUGCGACUUUGACCCGCCCAAGCAGCCUCGGUGGGUAUGUCGGGUACCAGCUCACUUCACCCUCAUAUCCAUGAUACAAGACAACAACCACAUCCUGUCAAAAUCAUCACAGCCAUCAUGGGUUCCAACGAAGGGCCCAAGCAACUCGCCACCGGGCCACUGGUACGCGUCCGUUGCCACAAUACGAGAACCCGCCGCUGACCGAUUCACAGCCCGACGAAGAAGCCCGUUGGAUCAAGCUAGUCAAGUGAGCUUCACCGACACAUCUCAACAGCCCCCCUCACCGUCUCCCUCCAGCUCACCUAACCUCCCCUCCUCUUUCUUCCCUAGGAUCGACUACCAGGAUCAGACGGGCAAGGCGCGGACGUGGGAGUCCGCCGAGCGGCGCACCCGUCCCACCGGCAGCGCCAUCGACGGCGUCGGCAUCGUCGCGCUCCUCGACGACCCUUCCACCGGCGCCAAGCACGUCGUCCUGCAGCGGCAGUACCGCCCGCCCAUCGACCGCGUGUCGCUCGAGAUGCCCGCUGGCCUCGUCGACGCCGGUGAGACCCCCGAGCAGGCCGCCGUCCGCGAGCUGCGCGAGGAGACGGGCUACGUCGGCGUCGUCGCCGAGACCUCCCCGGUCAUGUUCAACGACCCGGGCUUCUGCAACACCAACCUGCGCAUGAUCCACAUCCACGUCGACGCCAGCCUGCCGGAGAACCGCGACCCGCGGCCGCAGCUCGAGGACGACGAGUUCAUCGAGGUCUUCACCCACCCGCUCGCGGACCUCUGGGGGCUCUGCAAGAGACUCGAGGCCGAGGGCGUGGCCAUCGACGCGCGCGUCGGCACCCUGGCGGAGGGUGUGCUCCUGGCGCAGCAGCUCACGCUUUAA
This is a messenger RNA of Cordyceps fumosorosea ARSEF 2679, 903 nucleotides long. Its product is annotated as MutT/nudix family protein. Gene Ontology annotation, cellular component: cytosol; nucleus. NCBI's taxonomy places the organism in Eukaryota, Fungi, Ascomycota, Sordariomycetes, Hypocreales, Cordycipitaceae. The transcript has a single exon. Gene Ontology annotation, biological process: nucleoside phosphate metabolic process; ribose phosphate metabolic process. Bases 1 to 903 code for a protein of 300 amino acids. The record is from RefSeq and is a predicted model, not a curated record. Gene Ontology annotation, molecular function: ADP-ribose diphosphatase activity.